GUUCGCAGUUUCAGCUAGGCUCUCGAGUUUCGAGUUCUAGGUGUAACGCUGAUCAAUCGCCGGCGGUUAUCGAGUCAAACGAGUCGCUGUUUGAUGCCUGAUGAAUUGGCUCGAUGGUUUCGACGGCCGGCUUUGGGUUUAGGGCCAUUUUGAUCCCUCUGGAGCCUUCAAUUCGAAGAAACGUGGGGACUUUCGUUGGAAGAGAAGCGAGAGAAGAUGCUUCAGAUAUUCUACGAGUCGCAGGACUUCUUCCUUCUAAAGGAACUUGAGAAAUUGGGACCCAGAAAAGGUGUUAUCACCCAGUCUGUCAAAGAUGUUGUUCAGAGCUUGGUUGAUGAUGACCUCGUCUCCAAGGACAAGAUUGGAACUUCGGUGUAUUUCUGGAGUCUUCCUAGCUGUGCCGGAAACCAGCUGCGAAAUGUGUACCGGAAACUUGAAUCUGAUGUCCAAAGUAGCAAGAGGCGGCUCACAGAGCUAACUGAUCAGUGCAAUGCAUUAAAGAAGGGAAGGGAAGAAUCUGAUGAACGAGAGGAGGCUUUAAGCAACCUAAAAAAAGUAGAGGAGAAAUACAAUGAGUUGAAGGAUGAGAUGGCGGAAUAUGCAGACAAUGAUCCAGCUGCGUUUGAAGCAAUGAAGAAUGCAAUAUUAGUUGCCCAUGCAGCAGCCAAUAGAUGGACAGACAAUAUUUUCACACUGAGACAGUGGUGCUCAAACAAUUUUCCAGAAGCCAAAGAACAGCUAGAACAUAUGUACCAGGAGGUGGGGAUUACUGAUGAUUUGGAUUACUUGGAGAUGUCAACACCGGGAAAUUAGAUACCACAGAGUCAAAUGGUAUAUACAUCAGAAGUCGCAUCCAGUUUCUCUCGGGUUCUGAUGCAAAUCUGUGAAACUGACAGAGCG
Syzygium oleosum is the source of this 900-nucleotide messenger RNA. RefSeq names its product meiotic nuclear division protein 1 homolog. NCBI's taxonomy places the organism in Eukaryota, Viridiplantae, Streptophyta, Magnoliopsida, Myrtales, Myrtaceae. Bases 217 to 813 code for a protein of 198 amino acids. The record is from RefSeq and is a predicted model, not a curated record. Gene Ontology annotation, biological process: reciprocal meiotic recombination. The transcript is spliced from 10 exons. Gene Ontology annotation, cellular component: nucleus. Gene Ontology annotation, molecular function: double-stranded DNA binding.